AUGGCGCAGUACUUCUUCGAUCUCCUCUACAACUUCACAGAUUGCAUGUGCUGUUUCCCCAGCUCACCGCAACUGAAGAUCAACAACCGGAGCUUCAAGCUCCUGCGACUCUUGGGUGAGGGCGGUUUCUCCUACGUAUAUCUCGUCCAAGAUAAAGCUACCUCCGAAUUGUUCGCCCUCAAGAAAAUCCGCUGUCCUUUUGGUCAAGAAUCCGUGUCGCAAGCCCUGAAGGAAGUCGAAGCAUACAAUCUGUUCACCUCGGACACCAACAUCAUCCACGCCAUCGAUCACUCCGUUUCUACGGAAUCUGGCUCCAAAUUCCGAUCGGAUGGUGGUGAUGCGGGCUCCAAAACUGUCUACAUUCUACUCCCAUACUACCAACGUGGUAACCUCCAGGAUGCCAUCAACGCUAAUCUGGUCAACCACACCCGCUUCCCGGAGAAGCGAUUGAUGGUUUUGAUGCUCGGAGUUGCCAAUGCGAUGCGAUCGAUGCACCAGUACCGUGUUCAGAGUGGUGCGACAUCUACGCGCAAGGCGAAGGCUGUUCGAAGCGAAGGCGAGGAGGCGGAUGCAGACAGAACCAUGAAGAUGAAGCCACAACGGCGAGCGAGCCACCGUGUACAACAAGACCAGGAAGACGAGGAGAACGAACCGUUGAUGGAUGAUGAGGUGACGCGCAGUCAGGAAGGUGUCCAGGAUGGCGCUCUACGUCCGUAUGCGCAUCGCGACAUUAAGCCCGGUAACAUCAUGAUCGAUGACGAUGGUCAGUCACCCAUCCUGAUGGAUCUUGGUUCUUUGGCACCCAGCCCGAUUGCUAUCACAUCCCGAUCUCUGGCCUUGGCGGUGCAAGAUACGGCUGCCGAACAUAGCACCAUGCCAUACCGUGCCCCCGAGCUAUUUGACGUCAAGACCGGAUCGAUCAUCGACACAAAGGUCGACAUCUGGUCUCUUGGCUGCACUCUGUAUGCAUGCCUUGUCGGCAAGAGCCCAUUCGAGGCUCGCAGCGAGGAAACCGGUGGCAGUCUGAGUAUGUGUGUCCUCGGUGGUGACUGGCGCUUCCCCGACGAAAAGUCCAAUGCCACCAAGGGCAAAGGAAAGGCUGGGGUCGACGGUGACAACUCAUCCAAGAGCAGCGGAAGCAGCACGAUUAGCGCUCCUGUUAAGGACAUUGUUCGCAAGUGUCUGGAAGUGGAAGCCUCGGAACGUCCCGACAUUGACGAGUUGAUUGAACUCAUCAAGAACGUCAUCAAUGAGUUGCCGGAUGAUGACGGUGCUGGUGCAUCUCAUUGA
This is a messenger RNA of Penicillium pulvis, 1290 nucleotides long. RefSeq names its product putative serine/threonine protein kinase ENV7. NCBI's taxonomy places the organism in Eukaryota, Fungi, Ascomycota, Eurotiomycetes, Eurotiales, Aspergillaceae. Gene Ontology annotation, biological process: regulation of vacuole fusion, non-autophagic; vacuolar protein processing; protein phosphorylation. The transcript is spliced from 3 exons. Bases 1 to 1290 code for a protein of 429 amino acids. The record is from RefSeq and is a predicted model, not a curated record. Gene Ontology annotation, molecular function: ATP binding; protein serine/threonine kinase activity. Gene Ontology annotation, cellular component: Golgi apparatus; cytoplasm.